GGGGGGGCGGGGUGACGACGCAGUGCAACGUAUAGUGCGCAUACGGAGACAGUGGCAUGGAUUGUGCAGCAGCCGCCCUGGGUGCCGGUCCCGCGGCUUCGUGCUUCGCGUGAAAAUGGCAUGUAGCCAUGGCACCCACAGCAUCCCUGGCAUGAAUCCAUUCCAGUGCCUCCAUACUGUCUCCACUGUCUCUCAGGCACGGGGAUCACCGUCAUCAAAACGCCACACCUUCGUUGUGGAAUGAGAGGUGUUCCUUUUACAUAGUGUUCUGUAGUCAUGAGUCCACCUUUAUCACGGCUCUGUUACUAUCUCCAAAGACGUUACAAACCCUCAAUAAAGAUGGGACAAAAUGAUCCCACCAUUUCGUUUACACCUAGAUGUCAUUCUGGAAUAAAGACGAUAUGUUCCCUUAACAGAAGUGCUGUGUAAAAGGGGCUAAUGACAGUGAAGUUGUGUGGUAACAUGGUUUUACACCGUACCAAAGUCUUUGACAUACAUUUGCGUUUUUGGUAAUGUGUCUUCUAUUAUUUAUUCAUAGGCUUGAGUUGGUUCAAUUGAAUUAAAUAUUUUCUUCAGCAAAGGAUUUGCGGUUUUGAGGAUCACUGUUCAUUUCCAGUUCGAGUAUUUACAAACGUUCCUGAGCGUUUAAUUUUUACCCUGAAUUUUGUGACCAUUUUUACCCCUUGAAGGAAUUUGAUCUCUUAACUCACUGACAUGUUUCAGGAUCGUGGACGGCAAUUUAAAGGAGAUUGUACGCGUGCAAAACUUUUUUUCCGGCAUUUGAGACGUACGAAGACAGAAAAACCUUGGGAUUGAGUCAUGUCUCGCAGACGAAGCCGCAGCACAUCACCAGGGCGUUACUCACGCUCGUGCAGCAGUAAUGACCCCAGAGAUUUGGAAAGAAGGAUCUUUGUUGGGAAUUUGCCAACCUCCGACAUGGAGAAGAAGGACUUGGAAGAGAUGUUCAGCCCAUACGGGAAGAUAGUCGGCGUAUCCAUGUUUCGUGGAUUUGGAUUUGUACAAUUUGAUCGUGUUGAGGAAGCCGAAGCAGCAAAGGCAGCCCAAAAAGGUCGAAUAUAUAAAGGUUAUAAAAUAGAUGUAAAUAUGGCAGUGGAGCGACGGCAACCUAAACUUCAAUCCCAGCAGAGCCCUCCACGAAGGGCCCCCUAUAGCGGUUAUGGGGACAACAGAGAAGCCCGACCUCGGUCUCGUUCACCUGUUUAUGGGCGAGAGGGACGCGAGGCCCGAGAGUCUCGAGAACCCAGGGAUUCCCGAGAGCCACGAGACAGCCGCGAUGCGAGGGACUCUGGCCGAGAGCCCAGACCAGGCGGCCACUCCUCUCGGGACCACGAUUACCGAUACCGGAGCUCGGAGACCAGAGACAAGGACAGCAGAGGCGACCCCAGGGAUCCUGCGUAUAGCAGAGAGGACUAUGACCGGUUCUACCGCAGUGGCAGCGCUGCAGAUGACUUCUAUAGGAGGAAGGAUGAACCCCACAGGGACCCUUACAGAGACCCCUGGAACGGACGGCGUGAGCCAGAGGCUGCAGACGAUCGCACGAGACCUGAAGAGCGUCGGCGGAAUGAACUGUACCGACAGUACUAUGAAGAGCUCCAGCGUCGCCAUGACACCGACCGUCCUGUUGACUGCUCUGUGAUCGUCGUCAACAAGGCCCAAAAUAGGGAGUAUGCGGAGACAGUCGGGCGGAAGGUCCGUGAUCUGGGCAUGGUGGUGGAUCUGAUCUUCCUCAACACAGAAGUGUCCCUGACUCAAGCUCUGGAGGACGUGGGUCGUGCUCGUACUCCUUUUGCCAUCAUCAUCACCCAGCAGCACCAGGUCCACCGGUCCUGCACCGUCAACAUCCUGUUCGGUACACCACAAGAGCAUCGGAACAUGCCGAUGCAGGAUGCCAUGAUGUUGGUUGCCCACAACUACGACACAUACAAAGUUGAAAACCGUGAAAAAGAACGCGAGGAAAUUGCCAGAAAGGCCGCCAAGAUGGCUGACGAUGUGUUACUCAGAGAACCAGACAGAGAAACCCACCCCGUUUCUGUUCUUCCCUCCAUCACACUGCUGUCUGAAAACAGAUUUUUAACCCUAGACGAACUGGAUGGUCUGAUUGCGUAUUUGAAGGACAAAAGAACACGGCUGUCACGAAGCACAACAGAUCCAGCUGCUGUCCAUGCUGCCCCCCCUGUGGGAUCGCACCAUGACAUGCAGUCGUCCGCUGUGGGUCUGCCGCCUCCUUCCCACUCUGCUCACACUCUGUCCGGCGGCUCCAGUGGUCCGUCCAACUCCAGCCACCAGCAGGAGCUCCAGGCCAAGAUCCUGAGCCUGUUCAGUAACAGCGGGGCCUCUGCGGUCUCCGGGGGCCCAUCAGCCGCCAGCUCCACCGGGUCCUCCCAGGUCUACGGCUCCAUGGGUCCGUCUUCAGCCAUGCCGGUCUCCUCCCAGAACCAGCAGCGCCCCGCCAUGUCCGGUCCCUCUUCAGCCGGAUCCCAGGGUUACGGCACACCGCCGAGCCGCAUGCCGCCAGCCGCUCUCCGAGCCCCUAAUGCUACUUCAGGAAUCAACUUUGACAACCCGAGUGUCCAGAAAGCUUUGGACACCCUCAUUCAGAGUGGACCGUCAAUCAAUCACCUGGUGAAGGCCGGGGUGUCGCAGCAGCCACCCCCAAGACAAGCAUCCAGCAUGGGCCAGGGCCCCCCGCCCAUGUCCAUGUACCCCCGAUACUGAAGCUGUAGUUAAUACCAGUUCCCCUAACGUCAGCCCCCUCCCUGUGAUGAAAUAGACACGGCAUCAAUUUUCUGUGCAGUGAUUUUCGUUUUCUACUCUGAAUAUUGUGCCCUGUUGGAUCCGUUUGACUUCUUCAAGUUCCUGAUUUGUAUUUUAUUUAGUUUUAAUAAGGCUGGAAAUUUUGUAGUUAUGACAUUGAUGAUAAUUAUUCUGUGGAAGUUACACUGUGAGGCAGUGUUGCAUGUCUGAAGGUUAUUUUGGUUUAUGAUGGACUUCUCCAACCAUUGUCUGUUUUGUAGUUUUGCAUAGUUAACACUUUGUCUUUUUUUUAUUUUUGUCAAAACAAGACACAAUUAAAAACUCCAGACGCAACUGCUGUAUUAAAAUGGUAUUGGUUUAUUGCAUUUUGUGCUGACAAAUCUAUAAAAUGGAACGGGUAUCGCCAGAAGCCAUAGAGAUAUAAGCAUUGGAAAUGUAAGAUAAAACUACUUUUUCCUCUUUUUAAUGUACCAUGAAACACAAUAGAGAAUAAUACAUUUUUUUAUUUUGUAAUAUUUAACUUACACUGACAAAAUAAACACCUCCACACUAA
Messenger RNA from Sphaeramia orbicularis (orbiculate cardinalfish), 3328 nucleotides. RefSeq names its product nuclear receptor coactivator 5 (gene ncoa5). NCBI's taxonomy places the organism in Eukaryota, Metazoa, Chordata, Actinopteri, Kurtiformes, Apogonidae. The transcript is spliced from 10 exons. The record is from RefSeq and is a predicted model, not a curated record. Gene Ontology annotation, biological process: regulation of signal transduction. Bases 820 to 2736 code for a protein of 638 amino acids. Gene Ontology annotation, cellular component: nucleoplasm. Gene Ontology annotation, molecular function: RNA binding.